AUGGCCCAAAUCAAUGCGAUGCUCCUCGACCAGAAGAACACCUCCAAUAGCUGGCAAGAAACCACAUGUCGUUGGCUUCAAUCCAACAAGGAGGUGUGGAAAUCCUGGAUCCCCGACGAGAGCCAAUGCUUCCCCGGCUUCGGCCUCUACGACAGCGUGCUGGAGGACUUCACGGAGCAGCGAGUGAAUGCCUCGAACCCGAUCGUGUGCAAGGCGUGCACUUCGGGCACGUUCUCAAAGGCUCUGUCGGAUUCCAUUGGCGAGACCUACAUUUGCGCCCCAUGUGCCAAGGGAACUAGCCAAGACAUGGGUGCGGCUACCUAUUGCAAGCCAUGCAAGUCAGGCGAGUAUCAGGAUGAGAUUGGGAGCCGAACUUGCAAGCGCUGUGAUAUCGCCAGCUACCAG
Messenger RNA from Durusdinium trenchii, 405 nucleotides. NCBI's taxonomy places the organism in Eukaryota, Dinophyceae, Suessiales, Symbiodiniaceae. The record is from the annotation of a GenBank genome assembly.